Coniophora puteana RWD-64-598 SS2 is the source of this 336-nucleotide messenger RNA. RefSeq lists its product as uncharacterized. The transcript has a single exon. NCBI's taxonomy places the organism in Eukaryota, Fungi, Basidiomycota, Agaricomycetes, Boletales, Coniophoraceae. The coding region runs from base 1 to 336 and encodes 111 amino acids. The record is from RefSeq and is a predicted model, not a curated record.
AUGCCCCAACGCGGCUCCAGGAAGGAGCUGCUUUUCUCCUCUGAAUCGUCCGAGUCCUCCCCCGAACGCCCACCCCCAGCAAAAAAACUGAAGACAUCUGGUCCUCCGACAUCCAAGUCCUCACGGGGCCGCUCAUCUCCCCCACCAUCUAAAUCGUCUCGUUGCUCAUCUCCCCCACCAUCCAAAUCAUCUCGUCGCUCAUCUCCCCCACCAUCCAAAUCGUCCCGUCGCUCGUCUCCUCCCCCUUCUAAAUUAUCUCGCCGCUCGUCACCACCUAUCUCUAGAUCUUCUCGUGGCCGCUCGUCUCCACCCGUUUCAAGGACUUCUCGCUGGUAA